Messenger RNA from Ruditapes philippinarum (Manila clam), 4481 nucleotides. RefSeq lists its product as uncharacterized. The record is from RefSeq and is a predicted model, not a curated record. Lineage: Eukaryota; Metazoa; Mollusca; Bivalvia; Venerida; Veneridae. The transcript has 6 exons. Bases 183 to 1853 code for a protein of 556 amino acids.
AACCACUUUGAGGAGUUUGAGCGGUUUAGUAUUAGAAUUUUAAUAUUUAUAAAUGCAGCAUUAAAUUAAUUAAAGCAUUUCCUGUAUCAAAUGGACAUAAUUAAGGUCAUUUUACACGACGGAGCUAGAAUUAUCUUUUCAAGAUUUGUGUAGAUCUACCAUUUUAUUUUAAUUCCAGAGCAAUGGAGGCGCAUGGAUAUCUGGUACCGUUAAGCAUUUCCAUCCCCAUAGCGACAGUCACGUUUGGGUUACUGUGGUAUUGUCAGAAAAAAAAUCAUGCAAAACCAAACUCAGACAAGGUACACCAUGAGUUGAAGAAAAGUCGUUCUCGUAUUACAGUAGGCCUAGAGAGUAAACCAAGGAAAUCUGGAUGGAAAAUAUCCAGUGAUUUAAAUCUGUCUGAGGUUGGAGUGAACUUUAACCAAUGGAGGAAACCGGUGAGCAGAUGGGGCCCGGAUGAAGACGACAUGAAAUCACUGUACACACAACUGGAUAUCAAUGAAUCCGACUGGAAGCACGCGACAUCAACCGUGGAUAGUGUCCUUCAUAUGUUACUAUGUCAGAUGAAAAAACGCCUGAACAAAGAUGUGAUCAUUAAAGAAUAUAUUAAACAAGGUAGUUCAAGAGAAGGUCUUAAAGUGGGUAAAGCUGAUGAGUUUGAUGUCCUGAUGCUGUUUCAUAUAAAUGAUUUGCCCUUAGAGACUGAACAUCUAACUGAUGCAUAUAACAACAUGUUACCAGAAUUUGGUCGCCUAGUCGUUGCAGACGAUAUAGAUCCAGAACGAUACAAAUGGUUCUUCAAAAACGAGUGUAUCGAAUGGGAUGACAGUUUAGACAAAUUUUGCUUAAAUUCAAGAAAAUUACACGAAAAAUUGUUUAUUUCUUUAAUUCAAAGUGCAUCACACGACAUUCAGGUAACAGUAAACGAUUCUAACAAAGAUCUUUAUAAAUUUACUCUAAAUAGAAUUCGGAAGAAUCCACCGGCAGUGAAUAUUGAAAUCGAAAUUAUAUUUCCACGGAAUAUAGAGGAAAAUCAUGUGAUUCAGAGUCUUAAAGAAGUGAAAGAUCGCCACUAUCGUUCAGUACUAGAAUCAGCAAAUAGAGAUUUACCUAAAAUAUGUAGAAGAGUAAUAAAUGUGGAUAUUGUCCCAGCUAUUCAGAUAGGAAUGGAAAAAGUCCCUGAUCCUACAGACUGGAACAAGACAAUGGAAUGCCCAAGAUACGCUGUUUUCAGAUGGGUUGAAACGAAUCAAGCUGCUGCAGGAAAAUAUGCCUGUCCACCGGAAUUAAGAUGGCGUCUGUGUAGUUCCGGUUAUGAAAAACACGUGAUAGAUGUUGCGCGCGGAUCAACAGAACAAAGCUACAUUUUAACCGCGCUGCGCAUUUUGAAAUGGAAAUUUACGUCCUUACAAGAAACAUGGGAGCCUCCUCAACUUGUAGCACAUGUGCGGUCUUAUCAUUUGAAGCAUAUAGCAUUUUACUGCAUUUUGUAUCUCACUGUACUGAACAAAGUUCAUUUGACAGGUGUCAAACAAGCGCUAGCAUAUUUACUUGACUUUUUAAGCAUUGCUUUAACUGAACGAAGACUUCCCCACUUUUUUCAUGAUAAUGAAUUCAUAGUUUACAUGUUUCCGGACUAUAAUGUGGCAGACAACACUUUAAGAUAUGAUUUAUUCAUCGACAAGACAGAUGAUUGUUUGCUACAAGCAAAGAUGUCCUUUAAAAGGCUAAAACUGCGGGAAGAAAUGUGUGAUAAUGUAUUUACUUACCCAGAAUACGCAAACACGUUUCAAAAGUACAUUCAAGCUGGAAAGUAUUACACGGGCAAUUAUUGUCGCGCGUAUGAACAUUAGGAGAUACGAACUCGAAGUGCAAAUGAAAUUGACAGACGUAGGACUAAAAUUUAAUUGCUAGAAAUGGUGCUCAAACUUUGAUAACUCUGUGAUUGUCAGAGGGUACAUGAGAGGAUUUGACGUUAGUCACCAGUCAAUAUUACCAAUGACCUUCAUCUUCUAGAUGAUUGCAAUGGAUAGUGGGGUUAUCUUUACGUCUAUUCCUGCACCGCCGCGUUAAAAUAUUGGGGGGAUUUAUCCAUCUUGCUGUGUGGUAUUUAAGUGGAUAUUUUACCAUUUGACUAUAACUGUAGGGCGAUGUCUUUAAACAGGUGUUUUAUAUGCCCGAAAGGGCAUAUUAUGUUAUACCCCCUGGCGUCCGUCCGUACGUCCGUCCGUCCGUUAGCAAUUUGGUUUCCGGAGCAUAACUUUAGUUCCAUUUGGCCCACAAUGUUCAAACUUCUUAGGAUGAGUGUCCAUAUUGGGUAGAAGACCCCUAUUGAUUUUGUGGUCACAAGGUCAAAGGUCAAGGUCACUAUUACCUUGAUACUGGAAACAGUUUCAGGAGCAUAACUUAAGUUCCAUUUGGCCCACAAAAUCCAAACUUCAUAGGAUGAUUGUCCAUAUUGGGCAAAAGACCCCUAUUGAUUUUGGGGUCAUUAGGUCAAAGGUCAAGGUCACAUUACCUUAAAACCAAAAACAGUUUCCGGAGCAUAACUUAAGUUCCAUUUGGCCCACAAUAUUCAAACUUCAUAGGAUGAUUGUCCAUAUUGGGUAGAUGACCCCUAUUGAUUUUGGGGUCACAAGGUCAAAGAUCAAAGUCACUUUUACCUUAAUACUGAAAACAGUUUCUAGAGCAUAAUUAAAGUUCCAAUUGGCCCACAAUAUUCAAACUUCUUAGGAUGAUUGUCCAUAUAAGGUAGAAGACCACUAUUGAUUUUGGGGUCACAAGGUCAAAGGUUAAGGUCAUUAUUAAUAACUUAAGUAUUAAUCAACCUACAGCUGUAAAAUUUUAUAGGAUGAACAGCGAAUUCCCAUGUCUUACAAAUGCUUCAUCCUUACUAAAAAAAAACACUUUCGGGCAUAUAAUGCUCCGCCUAGCGGUGCUCUUGUUUUAUUCUUCAGUGGUUAGUAGCGGAGAUACAUUUGACUGGUGCAUUAACGUUAGAAUAGAUUUGUUACAGUACAGUUCUGCUCAGAACAAAGUUGAAUUAUAUGGUAUAUCAAUUAAUUAAAUCAUAUAGAUGUUAAAACCCGCUUUAUUGCAUUUAAGCAAUUUUCAUCAUUGUGUGUUGUAUAAAUGUAUAUAAAACACAUUGUUGUUAACAGGUUUAUAUACAUGUACAUGUAUAUAUUUUGAAUCCCCUUCCGCAAAGCGGGGAGGGGAUAAUAGAAAUGGCCUCCGUCCGUAACACUCGUGUCCGCUCCGUAACUUUUAAACCGCUGAAACAAAUUGAAAUAAGUUGGCACAAGUGGUCAAUAUUGUUGGACGAUGUGCAGAGCGCAAUAAUUCGGUUGCUACCCCUAAAGUCAAGGUCACACUUAAAGAUCUUUUGAAGUGUUGAAAAGUCUACAUUUCGUGUCAGCUCCAUAACAUAUAACCCCUGCAAUGUUUUUAAGACUAUUUUGGCAGUAAUGAUCACCAUCAUGCCACCAUGUGCAGAGCACAACAAUCAAGUCACUACCCUCAAGGUCAAGGUCACACUCUAAGGUCCAAUGUUAAAACAUCUAUUUUCCAUGUCCUAUCUAUAACUUUAUUGACAAUUAAAAUAUUUUUAAAUUACUUGGCACAAAUGAUCCACAGCAUGACACAAUCUGCAGAGUACAACAUCAAGGUUACUACCUCCAAGUUACAUCCAGGAUGCUACUCCCAAGGUCAAUAUUAAAUGUUCUCCAUAUCUUUUUGACUUUAUGGAAGAUUUUAAAUAAACACCAUCGUUAGACUAUGUGCUUUUGAUAUGCAUGACACAUCAUCGAGGGCAUAGUUGGCUAAAGGUCAAUAAGUACAUACUUCAUGUCCGCUGCGGAAGGGGAUUUAGAUGUAAUACAAUUCUGGGGAAGUGACAUUUCCUUUUUAUUUUCAUUAAUAUAUUUUUGAUUUGGCCUUAACUGUACCUCCUUUGAUAAAUUAUUUCUUCGCAUUGUACCUGAUUAUUGAAAGAAUAAUAGCAGUUGUCUUGAUUCAGAAGUUUGGAAAACGGUCAGAAGUUCCGAUUAGUUAAUCUGUUAGACCACUUCCGUGACAAGAUGUAUUUUGUUUAAGGCACUCUAAUGACCAUCUAGCGGCGGGUAGCUUAAAUUCUGACUGUAUAUCUUAAAUACAUGUAGGUGUUGCAUAUCUUUCUGCUGUAAGUGCAAAUGUUGAUUUUAGUAAGAAUUUCAAAUUUUAUGUUUGAAGCCUUUUGUACCUUAGUAAAGUUUCUUUAACAAUAAUAUUUAUUGGCGGGAACAUCCGCCAGUGCAUGCUUGUUGCUACUUUUUAAUCACACGUUUGUUAGAUAUACAUUGUUUCAUAGUAAUGUUACAAAUGCUUACCUGCUUUUGCUUAUUUGAAAAUUUCAUCCUAAUUUUAUAGAUUAAAGUGUAAAUGUCUAAAUACACUGCUUUCUGGAAUAUCACUAAUAAAACUUAUUCAUGUAAUUUUCGCAU